UGCGGCAUUUCGAGAGUGAGUCCAACCCGCUGACAGGAGAAACAAGACGAGUGGCGGAUAGAAAAGAACCUAGGCGCUAACGUUAGGGGUGUAUCAACAGUGUCGGUUUGCGUAGCACUUGGUUCCAAGGACUUGUGAGCGUGUCGUUCCUGACCUGCGAAGUGCGAGUGUGAAGAUUAGUUUGGACGUCAGAUGAGGCAUCCGUACGCAACGUACACGCAGUCCAGCGAGGUAUAAAACCACGUAUCGAUACCAUUAACGCCUCAUACGUCCCGUCAGGUGUACGCGCAGAGCUUCAAAAUUCCUGCGAAGUAGCAGCAGUGGCGGUGAAGGUAUUGGCUUAGACAAUUAUACAACUAGAAGAUCUAGGAGAGGUUUCAGCCGUUUGUUCAUCUGCUCCUGUUCCUGGUGGUGGAUGGUGUCUUCUAGUUCCUUUUCUGUUAGCAACUAAGCUAGGCUUUACUGAUUCACGUGAGGAAGUAGGGAUACCGUGCGGAGGAGAUGGCGACCGCUGUGGUGAACAUAAUGGAUUCGUGUGUGAUAGUGGCUGGCUUACUGCUCAUGGUGUCGGUCGGUACGAUGGCAAACCAAGACGCACAGUGCCCAAAGGGUCCUGCCCAGUCAUAUCUAUGGCGAGUCAGAGACUUUCCCCCGGCAUACGUCUUCGGCACGGUUCACGUGUCUAACGAUGCCGUCUGGCCCCAUGUCCCAGGCAACGUGAAGACUGCAUGGCGAGACAGCGACGCCGUAUUUGCCGAGCUGGACUGGAGCGACAGCCAAACGCAGGAGGAAGUGCGCCGAUGUCGGCAGCUGCCCGAGGGGCAAACGAUCGAUGGCGUAUUGCCUCCUGAUGUGUUCGAACGCCUGAAGCUGUUCAUGAGGCACGUCCGUAAUGCCCUACCUGAAUGGGUGCAGAACUCGGACCACCUGUCAUCGUUCCUAAUCAACUGGAAAAUGCAGAAGAAACAGUUGUUCAAGACGUACGUCGGAGACUGGAGGAGAAAGCGGCCAAUCUGGGCCCUACUGUUGGUGAACGACUUGACCCGUGAGAAAGUUGAGGGCAGUGGCAGCACAGUGCUAGAUGAGAACUUGCUGAAUGUGGCUCGUACCCGCGGGCAGGUAACUGGUGCGUUGGAAACUGCCUCGGAGCAGUGCAACCCACUCAACAGGCUCAAUCAAAGCGUGGUGAUCCAAGCCCUCAAUAAAACGCUUGAAAUUCGGCUCAGAGAACACAGUACUGCCAAUGCACCAACAAGGGCGCCUGGUGUGAUGUCGGACACUGAUGCACUCAUCCUGGCCUACAACUGUGGCCAAUUCGACAACAAGAAAUUUCUGCGAAAGUUGAUGGGAAAGAAGAAGAAGAGACAGGCGAUGGAGUCGGCACUGCUCAAGGAGUUUGAUUACCUGGUGGAGUCGUCGCUGGUGAUUGGCCGGAACAGAGAUAUGGCUAACACGGUCAGCAGACUGCUGCGUCUACACAAGGGAAAGACGCUUUUCUUUGCGAUGGGAGUAGCACAUUUAGUUGGCAACAGCACUGUGCUGACCAACCUAAAGGCGAUGGGGCACAGCGUGGAGCCUAUGGCGCGGACGGAAGCUAUCAACCAAAGACCAAAACUGGAGGCUACGAUGAAUGACCUCCAAGCUCCACCUCGGAUUCAAGGCUCAAGUCAUGCCACUCAAUCCGCACAGAGUCCUUCAGGAAAGAAAGGUCCCUGGAAACCAACGUUCGUGGCAGUAGAGAAUGACUGGGCUAGCAUGUUCACGGAUCGAUUGAACAAGAUCGUAAAGACCUCGACCCGCAAAAGCCCUCCGUCAACGCCACUCAACGCCAUUCCCAUACGCAAGUCGGAGCGCGCUAACACAGCUACACCAGUGGCCGUGGAGGUCUACUGGAGUUCAGGAACAUCGUCGUCCACGACUAGCAAGCCGUAUUUUGCACUCUUGUUGUACAUGACAAUAGUACUCUAUCUAGCAUAGGUAGAUCUUAUUUGAGUUAAUGAAAUGACGUUAUGAAGAUAGUCUUGAGAUACUACCACGUUAUCCGACCGAGAAUUGCAAAAGUUCUGUGAAAAUCUUAACUGGAUCAAUAUUAUAGUUACUGUUUCGUCCUUGGAAGGAUCACAUUAUUUUAAAUUGGAGCCUAUAAUUAUGGUAAGGUUGGAUUCUAGUUACAUUGUAUCUUCAAAGACAUCGCAGAACUUUGAAAACGCUUGAUAUGUAUUAUAAAAUUUGUCAUCUUCUUUUCCCAUUAAAAAUCCUGUAUUCCUCCCGUAUUCCACCAGUUCUCACAUUGAGAUUUUAUUCCUUGCGAAUGAGAAUUGGACUUAUUUUG
Sycon ciliatum is the source of this 2332-nucleotide messenger RNA. Its product is annotated as metalloprotease TIKI2-like. Gene Ontology annotation, molecular function: metalloendopeptidase activity. The record is from RefSeq and is a predicted model, not a curated record. The coding region runs from base 502 to 1977 and encodes 491 amino acids. The transcript is spliced from 8 exons. Lineage: Eukaryota; Metazoa; Porifera; Calcarea; Leucosolenida; Sycettidae. Gene Ontology annotation, cellular component: membrane. Gene Ontology annotation, biological process: negative regulation of Wnt signaling pathway.